CUGUUUUCCUCGCUUGUCUGUGGGUUGAGUUUUAUGAUUGUAAUAUUAACCGGAACUAACCUAAGCAUUUUUUUACACUGAUGAUAUCAGCCUUUGGUAUGUGUCGUGAUGAGAGUUUGCAAAUUUCACUCGCAUUCUACGAAGCUGACCACGUUGAAGUAUUUGUUUCCAUGGUCACGAGGGAAUACAUCUUCUCCAUUGAAACAAAACCCUGGCACUGAAGCAGUGUUCUUUGUGAGUCGUUGAACAUAUUCGAUAUUUUGUCUGCUACUGGAUCGUACCAGACAUACCCUCACAAACAAGUGGCAAAAAAGAUCUUUGUAAUCUUAGUUUCUCUGCAUAUAUAGUGCCUAAAGGUUCUAUGAUCUGCAACAGGAAACUUUUCCAACCAUAAACUUUACCAGCUUCGUAUAUCAGUUAAUUCUGGGCAUUUGAUACUAGUAAAACUCUGUUCAGGCGAAAAUUUAACAAUAAACAAAGCCCGUCAGGUGGGGCAAUUACUGUUUUUUCCGUGUCAUUGCUCACAUCCACAUAUUUUAGAUACAUCUGGGUGCAAUUAUUUCUUGGCAAUUAUGAAGGUUGCCCAUCAAAGCAUUUCUUCUGUGGUUGAAUUUCCAUAAACAUCAUUUAACAGCCUUUGUUAAAAGUCUGGAGUGAAAAUGAGUGAGAAAAAAGCAAUCAUAAGGCCUGAAACUGAACUUGUUUUUUAAAGAUUUGAAACGCCCUUACAAAGUGAUUUUUAAGUUCAUCCUGAUUCCCACUGCCAUGAGAGAAAUAUUGGCGAAGGCAGUACUUCUUGCAAAUAUCGAGUUUCCGAGUCGUCUUUUCAUCUACUCUUUCUUACUGAUAUUGGUUUACAGUCGCACCUCCAUUAACGACAACAUUAACCUCUCUACAAUGGCAACCUUAUAUAGCUUUCACAGCUUAAAUUUGUUUUAAUAUACUUUGAUUGACAUCUACAUCGUACAGGACUUAAAGUAGGGGUGGCGAAUGGUACCUCGAAAAACGUGGGUCUCGGAAAAUUUUGGCAGGAUCUCGAAAUCUCGGAAGCGUUUUUGACAAGUCUCGAAAUCUUGUUUUUGCAUGGUUUGUUUUUUACUUUUUUUGAGUCUCGAAAGUUUUUACCAAAGAGUCUCGGGCUCGGAUUUCUAACUAGGAUCUCGGCGAGUCUCAGAUUUUACCAUUCACCACCCCUUAAAGUUAAUGGCCUUCAAGUCAUGAAUAGUUGUACCUCCAACUCAGUUUAUUGUAAGCUAGUUUCCCCCUAAGUUACUGAAUUUGAGAUGCUAAGGCUUUUAUUUUUUAACGCUUACAGGCGGACCAAUUAACAGAGGAGCAAAUUGCUGGUAGGUGUUAUCAGACCUGCAUUUAUAAUUAAUGAAUCAAUUCUUGGUUUUCAUAAGACAUCACCAAAAUUGAAACUAUAAUUAAUUAUCAAGCCUCCUGAGUUUCACAAAUGUUUGUUCACAAAACGUAGUAGUGUCUGAGGCCAGAUCAAUGUGCUGAAACAAAAAAAAUAUAUCCUCUUGUAGAAUUCAAAGAAGCAUUCUCACUUUUUGACAAAGAUGGAGAUGGUACAAUCACCACAAAAGAGUUAGGUACAGUGAUGAGAUCUCUUGGACAGAAUCCAACCGAAGCAGAACUUCAGGAUAUGAUCAACGAGGUUGACGCUGAUGGUUAGUUAUUAUUUUAUGAACGAUGAAUAAUUAUAUUCAAUAAGUACCUUAAGGACCUGAUACCCAGGACCACAUACCUUGAUGUGACAAUAGACACAAAACCAAAAGAAAGCCCCAGCUGUUUGAUUCCUCACCUACUGAAUUAUUGUAUUAUUUUAUCUGGCAACUUGAAAUCUUAGUGGCAGCCUUGGUGUACAUGUACAAUAAACCUCCCAUUAUAAGCCCCCCCCCCACCUCCCUCAUUAAAGGCCCAUCCACCUGUAAACAGAAAAAUACAACCAGUUCUACCCCCUCCCCCGAAAUAUAAGCCCCCCUCUAUCUUGUAUUAAAUUGAUUAGACUUUCUGCAACGUUUUAAAAGCAAUCAAAUUCAAAAAGUAUUUGGAUCAGCACUGCUAUGUAGCUUGUUUUGAAACACUUUUCAGUCUGGUUGUAAGCCCUCCUAAAACCCCAUACAAAGGUUAUAUUUAUAAGCCCUAGAGCUUGUAAUCCAGGGUUCUCAAUAAGAGUUGGCCGCUGGUGAAAUUCCCGGGCUAUUUUACGUGAACUCACCGUGUACAUAUACUUUUCUUUGGAAAUUACCAACAAAAAAGCCAAAAUUUCAUGAUGCCUGUGUUCUGUUCAAACACUCUAUUUUUGCUCCAGAAUGCUGGAAAUAAAAUGCACACAGAUUCAACCCUCUAAGUUGCGACCAUUUUGGUCGCCAUGGCGCCUAAAAUUGUGGAGCUGGCAUCUUGAUUUGUAAAAAAGUCUCCCUAUACUAAAAGAGUUGGUUGCCAAAUGGUGACCGAGAAAAAAAUUUAACUUGGAAGGUUGAGAUUUCAAACAUUUUCCCUAGACCCCCCUGGUAACUUGUGUUUUUGACGCUUGGAAGUCGCGUCUGUGGCACAUGUUUUUUGUCCUUCUUCACCUACUCCAAAGCUUUUUUUUGCCUGCACCUACCUUAUUGAAAACCCUGUACAACUGUAAUCAGAAAAAACUGACGUUUCGACAGCCUCUGCAGUAGUCAUCUUCAGAGUAAUCAGAAGUUUACAUGCAGUAAGGUGAAGUUUUUCUGUCUGGUUUUAAAAGAAGUGAAACCUAGCUGUGCAUACCCCCUGAUGAACAUGCAUAGUUCUAAUCAAAUCACAGUGUAACAUUAGAAUAUUAGCACCAGAGAAGGGGUCUGAAGUGACCAUGUUAAAAUGGACAGUCUCAUCUCUUGGGACACGACUUACAGUAUAUCCUCAAUUUAGUCUUCCUUUGGCUUUGUUAUUAGGAAAUGGAACAAUAGAUUUUCCCGAGUUUCUCACCAUGAUGGCGCGAAAAAUGAAAGACACCGACAGUGAGGAGGAAAUAAAAGAAGCCUUUCGAGUUUUUGACAAGGAUGGCAAUGGCUUCAUCAGUGCUGCUGAGUUACGACAUGUUAUGACUAACCUGGGAGAGAAACUUACAGACGAAGAAGUUGAUGAGAUGAUCAGAGAAGCUGACAUUGAUGGUGAUGGACAAGUCAAUUAUGAAGGUGAGGGCAUGUACUGUAAAGUAAUUACUCCCUCCCUUCCCCUUUGUGGUUUAGUUUCCUCAAGCCUUGUUGCCACAGUUUCUCACCACACCACAAUAACAUUCCACUGGUGUUCAUGGUUUUGUUGCAUAGUAAGACAUUGGCUCGUAUGCCCCAUCUAUUCUUCCUUUUCCAUUCACAGCAAAAUCAAAAACCCUGGCUUUUUUAAGAGAGCGGGCAAUACACCUCUUUUAGCUUGGUUAUUUUAAUGGGAAUUGUAAACUAGUUUAAGGACUUUUCAUUAAGUUUCUUGUUGCUGUUUUUGUUGUUUUUUUUUUUGUCUACAUUACUAUUCCUCCCUCCUUUCUUAAUCCCUGCAUGCCCAAACAUUUGUGAAAACAUUUUCAGGUACAGACAUACAUGUAACCUGUGAAAGCGGUGGUGCUGGUCUUUGCUUUAUGCAUCUCACCUCACUACCAUUUGUCACCCCUGACAUGGUACGCAAGAAACAUCACUGCCCUUUUGAGAAAAUAGCCGACUCCCACAGGCUAUUGUAGAUAGCUACACAAUACAAACCAUUUAAUAUGCUUUCUUUUAUUUUCUCCAGAAUUUGUCAAGAUGAUGACCAGCAAAUAA
Messenger RNA from Porites lobata, 3791 nucleotides. The record is from the annotation of a GenBank genome assembly. Lineage: Eukaryota; Metazoa; Cnidaria; Anthozoa; Scleractinia; Poritidae.